UGCACAAUCUGAACUGGACAAUGAACGAAAUAUAUUAUCUGCCUUUGAUGAGGAGAUCAAAGAACUUCAAACUGCUAUAAAAACGAAAACAGCCCAAACAACCGAAGUGCAAUUAGAAAUAUCUAGGAUUAACCACGAAUUAGAAAGGUUUCUUAAAGAGAAACAAACAGCGCAACAGGCAAUUCUCCAGAUGGAACAGAAUUAUGAUUGGAUCAUACAGCAAAAACAGUUGACAUAUGAUUUUGUUAAUAAUAACCCAAGUGAAUGUAAAAAGAUGUUACGGCAAUUAGAAGAGAAACACAGCAAUAUGCGUAAAAAAAUAAAUGCUAAAGUUAUGAAUAUGAUCGAUAGUGUUGAGAAGAAGGAGGCUUCCCUAAAUCAAAUGUUGGCAACUGUGUUGAAAGAUAAGAAAAAAAUUGAAGAUACGAUAAUAUCCUUGGAUGAUUAUAAAAAAGAUGCAUUGCAAAGAACUUGGGAGAAGGUAAAUGGAGAUUUUGGAGCAAUUUUUGCGGAUUUAUUACCGAAUAGUUUUGCAAAACUUGAACCUCUCGAAGGUCAAGAUUUGACUCAUGGUUUAGAAGUUAAAGUACAACUUGGUGGAGUAUGGAAACAAAGUUUAUCGGAAUUGAGUGGUGGUCAAAGGUCACUUAUUGCAUUAUCACUGAUUUUAUCAUUGCUGCAAUUUAAACCUGCGCCAAUGUAUAUUUUGGACGAAGUGGAUGCAGCACUAGAUCUUUCUCAUACUCAAAAUAUUGGACAAUUACUUCGAACUCGAUUUAAAGGUUCACAAUUUAUAGUUGUUUCACUUAAAGAUGGAAUGUUUAAUAAUGCGAAUGUUUUGUUUCGCACACGAUUUCAUGAUGGUACUUCAGUUGUUGAG
Messenger RNA from Racocetra persica, 880 nucleotides. NCBI's taxonomy places the organism in Eukaryota, Fungi, Glomeromycota, Glomeromycetes, Diversisporales, Gigasporaceae. The record is from the annotation of a GenBank genome assembly.